AACCCGGGUUCCCAUUCGGAUUCUGGUCCGAGGCUAGCGUGCUAGCCCAAGCGUUCAUCCUGAUUUACCCGACGUGUACAGAAUCCAGCUAGGUGAAUUGUAAAGCUGGUUCAUUGGUGCCAGCACUGGACUCAAUUCCAGCAUGCAAGGGGGGCAAGCAUUCUGAGUCGUUUUAAUCAGCUUUGAAGCGCAAGAUUUAAUCUUCAAAUUGAGGGCGUCCGUUGGAAUUGUCUACAUUGAAGUGCCAGAAUGGCUGCGAGCGAGGGGGGUGGAUCGGAUAUGCAGCAAGUAUUUUACCAAGGCUCUAUCACUGAAGCAAUCGGGAAGGCAAAGGUUGAGAACAAGCAGGUUGUGGUAUAUGUUGGGAGCGAGAAUGCUGAGUCCAAGGAAAUGGAAGCGGUGACUUGGCCUGCCAUUGCUGACUCGCUGAAGGGAAUGCUGAUUCUUAGGUUGCAAGAGGGCAGCCCGGAUGCUGCAAAUUUUAGUGCAUUCUGCAAGAUCAACAAAGCUCCCACGGUGGCUGUCAUUGGCACCGCUGGCGACUGCGUCUUCUGGCACGAGGGUUUCAUCUCAAGCGCAGAUCUGGUCAAGGGCAUCGAGGAAGGAGCGCUCAAGUCACAGCUGGCCAGGGCGAUGGCGGCAAUGCUGACCAAUGCUGCUGGGGCCACAGCUCCGACCACAGUUCCCGGGCCUGCUCAGAAUGAGGAGCCGCGUCACAACGAGCAACAAAGAUCGGUACUAAGAGUGCCGCAAGGAAGAGGAGAUGCGGCGGGAGGGGUGCAAGGGCCUGUCCCCCUGGGGAGGGCCCCGAUGCCAGCACAAAGUGAAGAGCGGCAGGUCGAGGGAGCAAGGCCGUCAGUGGGCGCGCGGGCCGCCGGAAGGGCUGGGCAGGAGGCGGAUGCUGAGAUGCAGUAUGGUUGGACGGUCACGUUCACCCAUCGAGAGCGUAUGGAUGACCCGGGACUCGAAACGGUGGACGACGGCAGCGAGUCUGAGGAAAGGAUACCCGACUUGUUGGAUGAGUCUGGACACCCGGUACUGGACGACCCCCCUGGCGUAGUAGGCACGGCCCCAGAGCAUCAAACAGCAGGGGGAUCCCUGGGGCCUGGCGGGGUGCUUUCCGCACGUGCCAGUGCUGGUGGAGCCAAACUGGACAAGAAAGAAGGGGAGGCAGGUGGCAGUGCUUCUGUAGAAGCGGCGCGCAGGGAGGCCGAGAGCACCGUCAAGAAGCAGAAGCGAGACCAGGAGAAGCCUCCUCCACCUAGCCCCUCGAAACCACCCAUUCGACCUCCAACACAAGCACCGCCUGCUGCACCAAAGAGUAUCCAGAAACCGGUCCCCGCCGUUCCGUCCACCGCUUCUGCUGAAAGUCGUCAGGCUGGUAUCAAGGCAAGCCCCAAGCCCGCACCCCCACCCGCGUCCACCUCUCAAACGGCCGUGAUCCAGUUUCGACUCACCAACGGCGAGAGCAUGCGCGCCGAGUUCGACAAGAACGCCCCCCUGUGGGACGCACGCGCCUGGCUUGACGCCAACCGGAACGAAAACGGGAGUCCCUACGAUCUCGCCAUCCCCUUCCCAAAGCGGAUCCUCACUGAGUCGGACCUCGAAAAGAGCUUCGUGGAACUUCAGCUCUACCCACGGGCGUCGCUUCUGCUCAUCCCGAAACGGUUUUCGAAUGUUAGUGCACGGCCUGCACCGAGCGGACCAAGUGAAGAGCAAGGGGUGGUGGCGGGGGUGACGCGGACAGUGGGGGGUGUGCUUGGGUACUUGAACCCGCUCGCUUACCUUUGGGGGCCAGCAGCCCCGCCUGCUGAGGCGGCUGCGCAACCAGCGGGACGGCCGUGGGAGUACGGUCCUAAUCCGCAGCUGGAGAGGGCUGUUCGUGAAGGGGGCGCCGGGCCAGCCGGCGCUCAGGAGCCGCCUUCUCGUGGGCUUGGUUCCGGGGGACGGUUUGCCACACCGAACUCAAACCAAACAGGGUCCUCCGACCAGACUCGCAAGAGGGGUGCUGGCGCCCGGGGAAAUAUUCAUGGGCUGGACCGCUCGUCGGAAGAGGAGGCGGAUCCCAGGCGCAAUAACUUCUGGAACGGGAACUCGACACAGUUCGGAAGUGAUGACAAGGACCAAUGACGGUCAUGACGUCAUUGUCGUAGCAUUUAAUUCCUAUUAGCCAGAGCACCGCCUGUACAUAAUCACCUUUGCGGAGCCAUUCGUAGGCUUUGUAGGCACGAUGGAAGAAUGUUUCUGGUAUGCACGUUUGUCGCCAAGUGUUUUUUUUGCAGCAAAUACCCGCUUCCGACUAUUUCAAGCACGGAGCAUGACGCCGGU
Messenger RNA from Klebsormidium nitens, 2328 nucleotides. The record is from the annotation of a GenBank genome assembly. NCBI's taxonomy places the organism in Eukaryota, Viridiplantae, Streptophyta, Klebsormidiophyceae, Klebsormidiales, Klebsormidiaceae.